CUGCUUCCCGCCCGAUGCCCACAACAAGUGCGAGUGAGAGGGCGAGUUGACUUUUGACGCGGCUUGCCUGGAAAACAAGGCGUUGGCGUCAUGGCGGUCGGUUCGGGCGGGGUGUUGUGAUAGUGCCGUCUUCUUUUCUGGAUCCCGCAAUGUUUCGUUGCUGAAGUAAAGCGAAUCCGGGUGCCCCACAAACCGCCGCAGUUUGCACCGCAAGUUUACUGCAUCGGUUUCGGUUCCGCCGAGCGGCCUGCAGUCAGUCGCACGGAGCGACUCCAACCAAGAUGGGGUGGCACCUGUUGUUGUACACCUCCUUGGCCAUCCUCGCCUUCGGCGUCAACGUUAUCCUGUGCCAGUAUGAAUGGCAGGCCAGGGACCAGUUCGACGAGGUUCGCGCGCAGAUGGACCGCGUCACCAAGGACAACUGCCCGAUCCAGCACCUGGGCGACCUGUACCUGCCCGAGGACUCCGUCAGCCACAUCCCGGACAUCAAGGAGAUCAACAUCAACCCUGUGUUCCCCAACAGAACUGCCUUGCUGCAUUUGCACAACAUGGCCAUGAGCAGAGCCUUCUUCUUCUCGUACAUCCUGCAGACAAGGUUCAUUCGACCUGCCAUCAACGACACUUAUGACCCUGGUAUGAUGUAUUACUUCCUGUCGACUGUGGCAGACGUGUCAGCGAAUCCCUACAUCAACGCUAGUGCCAUAUACUUUGCUCCGAACACAUCGUACACACCCACCUACAGGGGCUUCUUCAAUAAAACAAUGCCAUUUUUUGCUCCAAGAUCUUACAGGGAGGAUGACUUCAACGAUCCGAUUCAUCUUGAGCGCUUGUCUACUCGGAACACAUUUACUGUCAGAGAUCUAGGAGCUUUCCCUCGUGACAGUCUCAGCCAGGAUUACUCAUCAGAGUAUUACAGAAUCAACGAAUGGUAUCGAAAGUGGUUACCCGACAAUGUAGUUGGGCGCCAUGAUACUAAAACAACAUACCGUGUUUCUAUAAGAUAUGCAAACAAUACUAAUGAAACCUUCACCUUCCACGGACCUCAAGGUGCAUAUGAGGAGCCAGGCCCUGUCAAAUGGACUCGACCCUACUUUGAUUGUGGUCGUUCAAACAAAUGGCUUGUGGCAGCAGUGGUCCCUAUCGCUGAUUUGUACCCAAGACAUACAGGUUUCCGUCACAUUGAAUACCCCAUGUAUACUGCAGUGUCUGUAAUUGAAAUGGACUUUGAUCGUAUAGACAUUAAUCAGUGUCCGAAAGGACAAGGAAACAAUGGUCCAAAUUUGUUUGCAGAUACCUCUCGAUGUAAAAAAGAAACGACAGAAUGUGAACCUAUUCAUGGUUGGGGCUUUAGAAGAGGAGGAUACCAAUGUAGGUGUAGACCUGGGUUUAGACUCCCAGGUGUGGUGCGGAGACCAUACUUGGGUGAAAUAUUAGAACGUGCGUCAGCAGAACAAUACUACAACAAUUUCGAGUGCUCAAGGAUUGGCUGGAUUCACAAGAUCCCUGUCAAAUGGGACAAAGUCCCAUUAUACAUGAAGGAGUAUUAUUUGGAUAAGUUCCCGGAGUACAGAAAUGCAUCCAAAGGAGCCAGGUCUCUCCACACUGGAAAGGUUAAUAUUGAUGAAGUUCUCAGGUUCAUCUUUUCUGUCAAUGAAGCGAAUUGCAAACAAUACCACCCUCAGGAUCUUGAACUGCAUGGUGAUAUUGCACAUGGUGCUGAUGAACAGUUUGAAAAUGAGGCCAAGAUGGCUUCACGUCUGGCCAAUUUCAUCAGUGCCUUCCUUCAAAUUUCAGACCCUAAAGAGGUGUUCUCGGGCAAAAGAGUAGCAGACCAACCCCUAACGGAAGAUCAAAUGUUUGGGGAAACUUUAGCUCUGGUCAUGGGUGAUACAAAGAUUUGGUCUGCUGGAACAUAUUGGGACCGUAAAAAGUUCACCAACCGAACUCUAUUUGCCCCAUUCGCUUACAAAGAGCAACUUAAUGCUAUUGAUUAUAAACUUGAAGAUUUGGCCCGGUUGAACAAGUCAGAUGAAGUUUAUUUGAACAAACCCUGGUUCAAAUUCCUAAAGCAACGCUGGUCAACCAAUUUUGAUUCUUUAGAGAAAUACUACAUGAAAAUCAAACUGCGCUUCAAUGAAACUGGAGAAACUCUGAAGAAAUAUGAGCAUUAUCCCAACCAUUACAGGGCUGCCAAUCUGAACCAUGGUCAUUGGACUCCACCCUAUUUUGACUGUGAGGGCAAAGUAAAGAAAUGGGUCAUUACCUAUGCUGCUCCAUUUUUUGGAUGGGACAGCUUGAAAGUGAAGCUUGAAUUUAAGGGUGUGGUGGCUGUCACAGUUAAUUUACGCCAGCUGGAUAUAAACCAGUGUCCAGAUAAAUAUUAUGUACCCAAUGCCUUCAAGGAUACUCAUAAGUGUCCUAGAAAGUCUUCAUACUGUGUUCCCAUCCUUGGCCGUGGCUUUGAGACAGGUGGCUACAAGUGCCAAUGUCUUCAGGGUUAUGAGUAUCCAUUUGAAGACGAGAUUACAUAUUAUGAUGGCCAGCUUGUGGAAGCCGAGUUUUCAAACAUUGUUAACGACAAGCCAUCUAGGUAUGACAUGUUCAAAUGCCGUGUCGCGGGUGCCUCCAGUGUGCAAAGUAGCUUUGUGGUGCUGUUUAGUUUUGCAGCUGCCCUGCUAUACUAUUAUAGGUGGUAAUAGAAGCAAAUUUUUUAAAACAGUGAUCUCAGACUUGGUUCACCUGAGCAUAAAUUUCAAGAACAAAUAUUGUGAAGCUCAUUGCAAAUAGUUUUCUUAAGUUAAAACUAUUUAAAAACAAAAAUUAGCUGAAUUCUGUACUAGGUGAUAUAUCAAUAACACAUUCCAUGAAGUUUUGGUCCUUGUGCAUCAAGAUAUUAGUGUUUGGUAUAUUUGAUUGAUUCUCAACUGAAAGACCAGUAUUUUAUAAUUUUUAAGGGAACAUAUUCCUUAUUUAUUGUUUGUGCCUUAAAUGAUAUUGUGUAGGUUUGCGACCUAACUUUAAUUGACUGACUGGAACAUGGCAUGAUUGAGUAAACAUAUUUUGCAUACUUGUUGUCUGCAAUACUGGUUUGCAUGAAUUGACUGUCUCAUACCAGUUACAAAGUAAGAAACUUUGUCAUCAUUCCUUGAAACAAAUUGACUAAAAUUUUAUACUUUUUUGAUUUUUUUAUGUUUGUGAUUUGGAACAAUGUGCCUUGUUAUUCCUGAUAUUUAAAAGAACCACCCAUUGGUGCCUUUUUAAAAAGUUGAUGUCCUCCAGCAAUUAAAUCCCUUAAGAUUUUACUCCAAAAUAACUUUGAUUACAGGAAGUCACUGCCUUCUUUUUGUGAUACUGAAGGAAAUGUCCAUAGGCUUUUGUAGUUUAGAGAGGCCUGUUCUUCCAUAUGAGUACUUCUUAUCAAUUCUGUAAAUGCACUUUAUUAGUUACCUGACACCUGACAAACUUUUUAUUAGUAAUAAUUUCUUUACAAGCUUCUAAUUUUGUAAAUAGAAGGUUCUGGACACAACUGUGUCACAUCUUGAAAAGUAAGAACUCAUUGAGGGGAGUGAAGUCAAGCAUGAACGGUACUGAAGUUAAUUUUCCAUCCAUUGAAUCCGUCCAAAGUGUUUAUUGCACAAAUUUUUAUCUUGUCUCAUCUAAGCUAGUUCUUUGUACAUUUUUUUACAGAAAAAAACAUUAUGUAGAUGAAUCUCUUAACUUAUAGUUUAUUAUUAAGUUGUUGGUUUUAGACAGAUCAUUUUAGUUAUAGGUUUACUGUGUCCAUAAACAUAAAUGAAAUCUUUUCUUUUGUCACUAGUGAACUGAUGUAACUGUCUUUAUAUUAAUUUUUAAUGUCACUUCAAUAAACAAUUUUAAAUGACAA
This is a messenger RNA of Thrips palmi, 3883 nucleotides long. RefSeq lists its product as uncharacterized. The transcript is spliced from 13 exons. The record is from RefSeq and is a predicted model, not a curated record. Bases 282 to 2696 code for a protein of 804 amino acids. Lineage: Eukaryota; Metazoa; Arthropoda; Insecta; Thysanoptera; Thripidae.